AUGCAUUGCCGUCUACCAUGUGAUCCAAGAUGGUCAGUAAUUGAGAUGCCACUGAUUGCUGCCCCCAGACUAGAAGGAGGUCUUGCCACACCAAGGCUGCUGCCUGUACUGCACAUACCAAGUAAAAGGGAUUUGGUCCGCGGCGGGUUCCAGCUGCGCCUUCCGACUUCGCUGCCGCCCCCAGGGCAGCAGCAGCAGCCGUCGCCGCUACCACGCCGACAGCCCGUCCCGUUGAUGCCUCCCGCGCAGCUUCAUACGGGAGCACCCCCGGUGGUCGCUCCGGCGCCUGCGGUCCCUCUUCAGUCGCCACCGCCUUCGGAGCUGAUGGACGUCGACCCCUCAGCCGGGCCGCCUUCCCAAGCGGUGGCUGUGCAGCCUGUCCUGCAGCCGGUUUCCUUGGACACCCCCAAGGAGUCUGACACCGCAGCGCCUUGUCCGGCGCCCACUCAGCAGCCGUCGACGCAGCUUGGAGCCAUCGAGGCGGCAAACUCGCGGCGGGAGUGUUGCGAAGCUAGCGCGGUGGAGCGUACGAGGAACACGGAAAUUAGUUCCGGCAUCUGCUGUGUCGGCGUUUUAUAUCCCCGCCCCCCUGCGCUGCCGGCGCUGCCUUUGUUGUCGCGGUACUGGCCACCGUGCCCAGCUCGCAGAAGUGGCGGCCGCCGCGCUCGUAAAAACGUGCGAGCGCCGCCGCAAGCACCCAUUGUCUCGAGCCGGACGGACUCUGCGCGCGCCGCUUAA
Messenger RNA from Schistocerca serialis cubense, 738 nucleotides. Its product is annotated as YLP motif-containing protein 1-like. The record is from RefSeq and is a predicted model, not a curated record. NCBI's taxonomy places the organism in Eukaryota, Metazoa, Arthropoda, Insecta, Orthoptera, Acrididae. Bases 1 to 738 code for a protein of 245 amino acids. The transcript is spliced from 3 exons.